Molecule: messenger RNA, 2121 nt
Organism: Owenia fusiformis
Lineage: Eukaryota; Metazoa; Annelida; Polychaeta; Sabellida; Oweniidae
Source: the annotation of a GenBank genome assembly
UUUAGGUUGGAGGAUGUUUUAAGCAUCAACUGACAGCAUGCCAAUGAGAAGAACAAUAAAAAAUGUCGUUAACAAUUACUCGGACGCCCAGGUUAAAGUCCGAGAAGCAACUAGCAAUGAUCCUUGGGGACCUUCAAGUACACUUAUGUCCGAAAUUGCGGACUUGACUUACAAUGUAGUGGCAUUUACUGAGAUCAUGCAAAUGAUCUGGAAGAGACUUAACGAUCAUGGAAAAAAUUGGAGGCAUGUUUAUAAAUCACUAAUGUUAUUGGAGUAUAUAAUAAAAACGGGUAGUGAAAAAGUUGCCCAACAGUGUAAGGAAAAUAUAUUUGCUGUACAAACUCUAAAAGAUUUUCAAUAUGUUGAAGAAAACAAGGAUCAAGGGAUUAAUGUGAGAGAGAAGGCUAAAAUGUUGGUGAAUUUAUUAAAAGAUGAUGAACGGUUGCGGAAUGAAAGGACAAAGGCGUUGAAGGCCAAAGAGAGAUUUGCACAGACCUCAGUAGGCAUUGGAAGCACUACUCCACCGGGAGAUAGAUUGAGACAUGACAGAUCGGGGAGCCCUGCCAAGCAUUCCGGGGGUUACACUGACACAUACGGUACCCCACCCCGGUCAGAGAGUGCUCACAGUGCACUCUCCCAUGAAAUAGAAUCUGCAAGACCAAGUACAACAGGCGAGGAAGAAUUACAACUGCAGUUAGCACUGGCUAUGAGCAAAGAGGAACAUGAUGAGGAAGUGAAAAAGAAACGUCAAGAUGAUGUGAAACUACAGAUGGCGAUAGAAGAAAGUGCACGCUCCAAAGAUGAUGAGUGGGUGCCAGGAGCAGGUGCUAGGCCACAGCAGGCUCCCUCUGGUGUACUAGAUGUGAUAGGGGCAACAACCCAGGCUAGCUCCUCUGAUCCCUGGGGAUCACCUCUAGCCCCUCCUCCUGGGUCACAUAAACACCAACAACCAGCGCCUCCCCCUCAGGCUGCAGCACAAUCCCCUAAGGCCUCUGCUGAUCCCUGGGGUGAUGCCUCGGGUGACACCCUAGCUGACCCAUGGGCAGCACCAGCCCCUACCGCUGCCCCCGUAGAUCCAUUCUCGUCCCCAGUGAUACCACCACUGGAUUCAAGACAAGCUGCACCUGUGGACCCAUUUGCAACCCCUGGAGCCCAACCCCCCAGUACAAAUAGUCCCUGGGAGGCCCCAGCCUCAGUCCCCACUGCAAGCUCUAAAAAUACUGCAUUUGGCGAUCCCUUUGCUCCUGCCCCUGCAGCACAAAAUGGAAAUGGCUCGAUUGAUGACGCAUUUGAUCUAUUGAGUGUGCGUUCCUCAACAGAGGUUGCUAAUGUGACGUCAACUUCCAGCACCAGUAGCCCUCUUAUGACAGGCAUGCAACAUAACAAUCUAGGUGGAAUUGAUGGUCAGAAGAUGUCAAAGAGCCCAGAAGGCUUCCUUGGACCUAAUGCUAACCUAGUGAACUUGGACAAUUUAGUUUCUAAGCCUGCACCAGCCCCAGCGAGUACAAUGAACCCAUUUGAUAUGAUGAACCCACAGCCUGCACACCAAUCAAACCCUUUCCAAGUAGCAGCCCAGCAACAAAGGGUUCCAUUGAACCAACUACAGAGUCAGCAGAAUGUCGGCUUUACCCAGCAGCAGUCAAUCCUCCCUACGCCUCUUUUACCCAUGUCACAACAGCAGACUGUACCCAUGAUGCAGGAGCCAGCAAGCAACAAUCCAUUUCUGUGACGUAGCCCCAGUAGUAUGGUAUAUAUGUAGACAUAUAUUGUGCUAGGGAAUGGGACCAGAAUUAGCCAGGAAUUUAGCAUAAAGCAGACAGAAAUUCAGUAUUGUGGGAGGAAAUACAGCAUGUCAUUGAAAUUAAGCAUGAAUUAGCUUAUUGGUGAGGACAUGUUCUUUUGAGUUGAAACAUGAAAUGUUCAUAGUUACUUUUAUUUUACAUAAAAAUGUAAAUUGUAAUAAAAUUCCAUGACAAGAGAAUUGAUAUUCAAAGAAGAAGCGAAAAAAUUGAAAAUAUUAAGAACUAGAAAAAGCAUAUGAAACCAGCAUAAGUGAACUCUCCUGGGACAAAUAAAAUGGUCAAAUUGAGAGGUGUUCCCAGAUGGAGUCAUGAAACACAG